Molecule: messenger RNA, 3197 nt
Organism: Gossypium raimondii (Peruvian cotton)
Lineage: Eukaryota; Viridiplantae; Streptophyta; Magnoliopsida; Malvales; Malvaceae
Exons: 8
Coding region: 399-2990 (863 amino acids)
Source: RefSeq, a predicted model, not a curated record
CUCUCCCUCUCCUUUUCUUUCGUUCUUUUUUUUUUUUUUAAAUUUUCUAUCUAAACAAACAAGAUUUCGGUUUUUUGCAGUUUCCUGUUUUUCAAUUUUGAGGGAAACAAUUUUCCCACAUUUUUAAUACACGAAAAAGAGCGAAAGAAACUUCGGGUUUUUUUUUCUUUUCCUAUUGUAAUACAUCACAGGUUAAGAAAUGAAUGGGAGCUAUGUUGGUAUCCAAUUCUAGGGCGUAGGGCAUAGUUUUUUUUUUGGAUGAAUUCUGUAGGCCAAAUUAGAGUUUGGUUUUGUAAUAUUUGAUAUAAUGAUCUAAAUUUUGUGAUCUUAUUGGGUACUAAGGGAAAUGAGGCAAAUUUGCUUCAUGGAAAAGAAUUAGGUGUACAAGUGGGGAAAAAAUGACAGAUUUUCAAGCUUUACAGCAAAAACCAGACUCCUCAAAUGAUGCCACGGCUGAAUUUGAAAGGGGUUUGGAGGAAUUAAUGAGAGGGCAUUUAGAUGAUUGUAUGUCAUUUGCAUCAUGUAGUUCUAAUAGGAAUCCUGAUGAUGAAGAUGAUGAGGGUGAUCAGCUUAUUAGGAGGAGAAGAAGGUCCGAUCUCGAAGGCGAUGAUUUGGCUGAAUCCUCUGCCGCUAGAAGGCGGCAUUCUAGGAUUUUGAGUAGGUGGGCUGCUAGGCAGGCUCAGGAAAUGAUAACCACGAUUGAGAGGAGGAAUAGGGAGUCUGAAUUGAUGGCUUUAGCUGGUUUACAUACUGUUUCGACGCUCGACUCUUCGUUCUUGCGAGAGUCACCCUCGGCUAAUUCGAGGCGACAAGGAGGGACUGUCGAGAGGCCUAAUACUCGGGCUUCUUCGAUUUUGCAAAUGUGGAGGGAGUUGGAGGAUGAGCAUAUGUUGAAUAGAGCACGUGAGAGGGUGAGGCAGCAAAGGAAUGCUGAUGGCAAUACAACUAUGUCGAGUACGACGUUGUCUGAGAGUCAUGAGAGUGAGAAUCAUGGUAGUGUUGUUGAUGCAAGUGACAGUGAGAAUGAGUAUGGAACAUGGUCGAAUGAGCAGGGUGUGUCGCAGAAUGAAGUUGAGGAUAAUAACGGGUCUAGUAGGGAGCAGUCUCCUGAUCUUGGUGAAGUUGAGAGGGAGAGGGUGAGGCAGAUCGUUCGGGGAUGGAUGGAGAGUGGGAUUAGUGAUCAUUCGUCAUCACGUGUAUCCCGUGUUGGUGGCCCUAGAGCUGAAUGGCUUGGUGAAACAGAGCGUGAGAGAGUUAGAAUUGUCCGGGAGUGGGUGCAAAUGACGAGUCAACAGCGAGGAGUUCGUGGUGGACGAAGGGAAGAUCAUCAGGCAGCAGCUACAGUUGGCACACAAGUCAAUCAGCCUCGUGAAGGCUCAGUUGCUGACCAUGAUGAAGGCCAACCAGAGCAUAUUCGGAGGGACUUGCUAAGGUUGCGUGGACGACAAGCUGUUAUUGACUUGCUUAUGAGGAUUGAAAGAGAGAGACAGAGGGAACUUCAGUCUCUAUUGGAACACCGUGCUGUAUCUGAUUUUGCUCAUCGAAACCGCAUUCAGUCCCUACUCAGAGGUAGAUUCUUACGAAAUGAAAGACCUGUUGAAGAAGAGAGGCCGCCUUCAAUGGCAGCGAGUGAAUUGAUUCAAUUAAGACAACGACACACUGUAUCUGGUUUGAGGGAAGGGUUCCGCAAUAGAUUAGAAACCAUUGUCCGUGGUCAAGCAAGCAGCAAUCCUGAAACCACGUCUAGCAACGUCAUAGAUGAUUCUAGAAACGAACUUUCUCAAUCAAACACAUUACAGGAUGCACAACAUGAACGAAGUGAACAUACACAACCUAGGAGUUCAGAAAGUGACGUCUCACAGUCACAAACAGGAGAUAUGGUUAGCACCAUGGCUGCUGAGAGCAUUAGUUGGCAAGGAAAUGCUAAUCAAGGUGGGAAUUGGCAGGAGCCUACAACCAAUGACGAACGAGGAAAUUGGCAACAGCCACCAUAUGCUCAGUUCAAUGAAUGGAGAGAAGGCAGUGCAGAAGAACUGGAUACAAACUGGCAAGAAGGUUCAGUUAGCGAGUAUCGUCAAGAAAAUCCUGGAAAUGUAAAUGGGGAAGAAAGUCAUUCACAGGGUGCCCAAAGGGUUUGGCGUGAGGAUGGCUCUCGGGAAGCUGUUGAUAAUUGGUCAGAAGGGCCUUCUGGUCCUCCAAGACCACGUCGUUCAAUCCCAGUUAGAAGGUUCAAUAGAUUUCAUCCUCCUGAAGAUGAUAAUGUGUAUAGUAUGGAACUUAGAGAGCUUCUGAGCAGGAGAAGUGUCUCUAAUCUUCUUCGAAGUGGUUUCCGGGAAAGUCUGGACCAAUUAAUACAUUCUUAUGUGGAAAGACAAGGCCGUUCUCCCAUUGAUUGGGAUCUGCAUAGAAACUUGCCAACUCCAGCCUCACCAGAACGUGAUCAAGAGCAGCAGAGGGAUGAAAUAAAUGAUGACCAGAACAAUGCUAUCAGCAGACUGUCACUGGUGUUACCUUCUCCUCCUGUACCACCACCACAACCGUUAUGGCAUCAAGAUUUACAUCACACUAGCUGGUCUCGGCCCAGCAUGCAUAGAUCAGAAAUUGAAUGGGAGAUGGUUAAUGAUCUUAGAGCCGAUAUGGCAAGGCUUCAGCAGGGCAUGAGCCACAUGCAGAGGAUGUUGGAAGCCUGCAUGGAUAUGCAGCUUGAGUUACAGCGAUCGGUCAGGCAGGAAGUCUCAGCAGCAUUGAACAGAUCAGUUGGUGAAAAAGUUCUGAGUGUAGAAACAUCGGAGGACGGAUCUAAAUGGGGUCAUGUGAGGAAAGGAACCUGCUGUGUUUGUUGCGAUAGCCAUAUUGAUUCACUUUUGUACAGAUGCGGACACAUGUGCACGUGUUCAAAAUGCGCGAACGAGUUGGUACGAGGGGGAGGAAAAUGCCCGUUGUGUCGAGCACCGAUUGUGGAGGUAAUCCGAGCAUACUCGAUAUUGUAAAGAGAAGAGAGGAAUAAGUAAGAGUAAAGAGAAAGAAGCCAAUGUGAGUUUAUGUAGAGGAGGGGCUCCAUUCCAAUUAGAAAGGGUGUAUGUUUAAAUAUGUGGAACACUAUGCUUUUUUGUAUAAUUGGAAUAACAAUUGGCAUAUCAAUUAUUAUUCAUUCUUCUUUAUCAUUCUUACGUAAAUAAAAAUGUCCUCUUUUUUUU